This is a messenger RNA of Vicia villosa (hairy vetch), 908 nucleotides long. RefSeq names its product MADS-box protein FBP24. The coding region runs from base 67 to 807 and encodes 246 amino acids. Gene Ontology annotation, biological process: positive regulation of transcription by RNA polymerase II. Gene Ontology annotation, molecular function: RNA polymerase II cis-regulatory region sequence-specific DNA binding; DNA-binding transcription factor activity, RNA polymerase II-specific; protein dimerization activity. Gene Ontology annotation, cellular component: nucleus. The record is from RefSeq and is a predicted model, not a curated record. The transcript is spliced from 6 exons. Lineage: Eukaryota; Viridiplantae; Streptophyta; Magnoliopsida; Fabales; Fabaceae.
UCUCAAAAUCAGUUUUUUCAUCAAAGAAAAAAAAAGUUUAGCUAGCUAGGGUUUGGAAUUUGAAAGAUGGGUCGUGGAAAAAUUGAGAUUAAGAGGAUCGAGAACACAACAACCAGACAAGUAACAUUUUCAAAACGAAGAACAGGAUUACUCAAGAAGACAAACGAACUUUCUGUCCUUUGUGAUGCCGAAAUCGGUCUCAUAAUUUUCUCAAGCACCGGAAAACUUUUCCAGUAUUGCUCUCAACCCUAUAGGAUGGAUCAGAUCAUUGAAAAGUACAAAAGAUCUACUGGUAAACGAAUUAUGGAGGAGCAUGAUCAUCAGAUUCAGUUUCACCAUAGGGAAGAAAUGUUGCAUGAGAUGGCAAUGCUGAGGCAAGAAAGUCUUCGGAUUGAAUAUGGAAUUCAACGAUAUCUUGGAGCUGAUGUAAACUGUUUAAAGUAUGAUGAUUUAACUAAACUUGAGGGAGAAUUGGAGAUCUCUCUUACUAAAAUUCGAAACCGUCAGAAUGAACUUGUGCAGCAGCAAAUGGAGAAUCUGAGAAGGAAGGAAAGAAUAUUGGAAGAUGAGAACAUGAAUUUAUCCAACUGGGUGAGAAUGUUUACUCCUACUACUAACGAUCAUAGGGCAAUGAUGGAAGAAAAUAAAAGAGUGCAAGAACAAGUAAUGGAUCAGUUUCCAUUUUUUGAGGAUCAACCUUCUAGUAGUUUCCUUCAACUUGCUGCACCUGUCCUCAGUCCUUAUCUUCAACUUGGUCAACCAAAUGUUCAAGAUUAUUUCAAUGCUAGGGACCCUGAUCAGCCAUAGAUAUAUUAGUAUUAAUCACCUAGAAGACAAUAUUUUAGUGAUCUAUAUGUUGGCAUUAUCAGUUUAUGUUAAUCAUGCUAUAUAUAUUGUUGUUAUAGGCA